UUAGCUUUUGUGUAAAGUAUCUACAUAUCGCUAUGAUUUUAACAAAAUGGUCAAGUAAAAUGAUUUGAAAAUCCGGUUUCUUUCGAAAUAAAUUUUGCGAUUGUUACCUCCAAAAUGGCAAAAUGGCGUUGUAUAAAAAAGAUUCUGUUGAAGUUUGGAAUUGUAGUGUAAAACAAAGUGAUAUAUAUUCAUUGAGAAAAUAAAACAGUCGUAAAAUAUUGGGAGAAUGAAAGUGAAACCAUCGUUGUUCCCGUCUUUAUGGAUUACUUAUAUAGCAAUAGCUUAUCCUCGGAAAGCAGUUUUUGUGGACAACAAAAGAAAUCCGCUUUAAGUGUGGUGUAUACAUAUGUGAGAGUAAUAAAACCUUACGAUGACGUCUAGCUGCACUAACAAACCUGAGAUAUCAAUUUUUCCUGGCUCUGAUCUACCGUACGCUAUGUUAUCGAAUAAGCAGUCAAAGUCGCAGGAUAGCGACAUUAGGAUUAAUGAACCGCAAUCAAACAAAGGCUCUGUUAUAAAAGGUUUUAGUAUCAUGGGAAAUGUACUGCAAAAAAUGACUAAAAUGGCUAAAAUCCUUAUUCCAGCUGAGUUACAACUAGAUUCUCUUGAAAAGAACAAGCGCUUGUUGUUUGUUCCAGAUAUUGCUGUAGACUCUAAUAUAAGUACUCCCGUCUUUGAUACUACACCAGGAAAAGCUAAGCUGUCAAUUCCAGAACAGCAUGAUCGCAGUGCAUUUCUUGAGAAUACUCUUGGAAGCGAGCAUAUAAUAAAUGCUUCAAGGAACGUGAAUGAAUCAAAUAUAUUAAAAAGGAUGGAUCAACACACGCAUGGAAAGGGGUUUUCAGCCACAAAUCAAAAAACGCGCAAAAGGCAGAUGCGAUACAAAAUGGGUAUCAAAAACCAUCAUGAAAAAAAUCGUCACAAUCUCCAAGUGGACAUGUUGGAAGAUUAUCGUCACGAUGCAAAUUACAGUGAUCAAGAUUCAGAUACAGAAUUUAAUGACGCUAUACAGCAUGUUAAUUUCGAAGUACAGCAUACUAUAGGUUCUAUUAUUACUAAUGAAAGUGCUUCGGCGUGUUCUUUGUUCAACGCAACUAUUCCUGCAUUUGAAUAUUCUGUUUACAACGUUGUAUGCAAUUUACCCCGAACGCAGUCAAACGACCAAAUAUCGGAGUGUGGAAGUGACGACAGUUUUGUGAUAUUCUCAGACGAUGUACAACAUACAACACCUUCGGCGAGUUCAACAAGGCAGAAGCCUAUUUGUGCAACAAUCAACAAUAUCUUUUCUGCAGCGUCUUUUAGGCGACAGCGACAAAUAUCUGAAUGUAGCGAUGAUAGUAUAGUUUUCUGUUACGACAGUGAUUACGAAGAUAUCAACUGUAAAGUCACUAAGGAUACAGCCAGUAAGGAUGACCAAGAUACAGAAAAUGAGAGUUGUUGCAGAACGAGUAACAGUGAUCUUUCUCAGCAGCUAGAUUCGGGAUUCGAAGAAAAAAAGGUCCGAUUUAAUCUUAAACCCGAGGUCCAUGUAAUCCGAGUUUGGGAUUUCGCAUACAGACAGGCACGGAAAGGUGAAUGGGAGACAGCAGCGAGAGAUAGAGAACGAUUUAGAAAGCGAAUUGAAGAGACAGAACCAAUAUUAAAACCCGUGUUUGACCGCUGUGUACGCGAAACUGUUUUUCGUGCUAGAUUUUCUAGUUAAUAAUAACACAUUCGGUCUAAAUGUAAAACAAAAGUGAAUGUACACGCAUAUAGCGAAAAAUAAAAUGUAUAAAGUUUCAAAAAUUUGCUGGUAUAAGUACAGCUGAAUCUUGUAUAAAUAUUUAUGUGUGGUAGAAAAAGGAUUACGACGCAAUCAGAGAAUAUCGGGUUAGAAUUAUGUCAACUUAUAAACAUUUUCAAUAUAUAUAUUAUAGUGUUUCAAUAAAAGCUUUA
This is a messenger RNA of Sabethes cyaneus, 1935 nucleotides long. RefSeq lists its product as uncharacterized. Gene Ontology annotation, molecular function: protein phosphatase regulator activity. Gene Ontology annotation, cellular component: endoplasmic reticulum; protein phosphatase type 1 complex. Bases 371 to 1702 code for a protein of 443 amino acids. The transcript is spliced from 2 exons. Lineage: Eukaryota; Metazoa; Arthropoda; Insecta; Diptera; Culicidae. The record is from RefSeq and is a predicted model, not a curated record. Gene Ontology annotation, biological process: response to endoplasmic reticulum stress.